GCUCCACAACUCUACCUCGUUUGCAAGACACAACACAGGCACCACCACUCCGAACACUUCACUUCUAGCUUCCCAUCCAUCCAUCAAUACUCACAAUGGCCGCCAACAAACCCGCUCCGUCAUUCGAUCAGCUGCUCCAGCAAAGCCGUAAGAAGCGCCAGGCCGAAAUCCUCGCGCAAGAGAUCUUCGGAAAGGCUCGCUCAAGGACGCCUACGGGACCUCGUGCCAAACCUGCGCAGCCAGCUAGUCUAGCGAGUCGAGUCGGUGUCGCAAAGCAGCGUCCAGCUUCCCUCACGCGCACACAAUCUGCUCCGGCACCACGAAACGCACGGCAACCCCGUGCAACCCGUCCCGUCCAGGCCGCCGACACCAGCCGCCUCUCCAACGUAACCUACGCGCAGCCUUCCUCCGACCUCAUCGGCGAACCUAAGAGCAAUGGUUUCGGCGCGGUCCAGGAACAAGGUGCCGCCGGGUUCAACGUUAGGGGCGCUGCCGGAGGGCCACAUGUUGUGAUCGCGGAGAACUUCGCUCCAGGAACCACGGCCGCGGAUAUCGAAAGCGUCAUGUUGGAUGUGGGCGGACAAAUGUCGGACUGCAAGCUCGUAGCCGCGCAGCCAACAGUGAUUGCCGAGAUGACCUUCAUCGAGCGCACGGGAGCUGAGACGGUGAUUGGGACUUUCAAUGGCAAGAAGG
Zymoseptoria tritici IPO323 is the source of this 693-nucleotide messenger RNA. RefSeq lists its product as uncharacterized. The transcript has 3 exons. The record is from RefSeq and is a predicted model, not a curated record. Lineage: Eukaryota; Fungi; Ascomycota; Dothideomycetes; Mycosphaerellales; Mycosphaerellaceae. The annotation marks the transcript as partial.